GCUAGGGACAAUCGCAAGGGUUCUCAUAUAUUUGCGGACGGAAACUACUACCAUAUGAAGCAUAGAUCAGUAGCGGAGCAGUCGUUCCAGGCUCAUCAUUCACACAACCUACGAAUGAAAAGAGAUCCUAAGGUAUUUUGGUUCGCCCAACAGUCAGCGAAGCCUCGAAAGAGACGUCAUCCUACGCCACUCAACGAUCCACUCUUUAACGAGCAGUGGUUUCUGAGUGAUGCAUUUAGUCAGAAUGUGGUGGCAGCCUGGAUAAGGGGCUGUACAGGGAAAGGCGUUGUGGUCUCCGUAUUAGAUGAUGGCAUUGAGAAGAGCCACCCUGACCUUUCUGAAAAUUAUGACCCAAAGGCCAGCUAUGAUAUGAAUGAUAAUGAUGCCAACCCGGAACCUCCAUACUCACAGAUCAGUCAAAAUAGGCAUGGAACACGCUGUGCUGGGGUAAUUGCAGCUGUGGCAAACAACACAGUGUGCGGUGUCGGGGUAGCAUUCAAUGCCAGGAUUGGCGGUAUUCGGAUGCUAGAUGGCUAUGUCACUGACUUACUGGAGGCUAAGUCACUUACCUUCAAUCAGCAACACAUCAACAUCUACAGUGCCAGUUGGGGGCCCAAGGAUGAUGGCAAGACUGUGGAUGGGCCUGGAAUACUGGCCUCUGAAGCAUUCAUCAGAGGCAUAAGCAGUGGUCGAGGUGGCUUGGGUUCCAUUUACGUGUGGGCCUCUGGGAAUGGUGGUACCAACUUGGAUAACUGCAAUUGUGAUGGCUAUUCCAGCAGUAUAUAUACACUAUCCAUUGGCAGUGCCACAGAGAAAGGAACUGUGCCCUAUUACAGUGAGCCCUGCCCUGCCAUUAUAACGACAACUUACAGUGGAGGAAGCUGGCAUCACCGCAAAAUUGUCACCACAGACGUACGGCACUCUUGCACUUCUGAUUAUACAGGAACCUCUGCGUCUGCUCCUCUGGCUGCUGGGAUCCUUGCACUGGCAUUGGAGGCAAACCCUGCACUGACUUGGCGUGAUGUGCAGCACAUCACAGUGCGGGCAUCUAGACCAGCUGGCCUUAGAACAAAAGACUGGCACACCAAUGGGGUGGGAAGACCUGUUAGCCAUUACUAUGGGUAUGGGCUGCUGGAUGCUGCAAGGCUGGUUGAUCUGGCCAGAAAAUGGGAUCCAGUGCAACCACAGAGGAAGUGCCUCACUGAUGUCAUCACCAGCCCCCAUGAGCUUCGUGGGAAGCUGAUACUAAAGUGGAAUGAGACAGCCUGUCUGAGGACCAAAAACUGGAUUCACUCUCUGGAACACAUCCAGGCACGACUCACACUGGCCUACACUAAGCGAGGAGCCCUGUCACUUACCCUCACCAGUCCCCUGGGAACCCGCUCCGUGCUGGUCACUGUCAGGCCUUUAGAUGCAUCUGCAAAGGGAUAUAAUGACUGGGUCUUCAUGAGCACACACAGCUGGGAUGAGGACCCUCGUGGCCUAUGGACUUUCCAAAUAGAAAAUAAGGGAGAUCCAUCCAAUAGAGGAUUCUUGACCCAUUUCCAAGUAGUGCUGUAUGGGACGGAGGAACGUGUGAUAGAAAGGCAGAUGGAGGGAGCAGUGGUUAAGCCAUGUGAAAUUAUAAGCUCUGAUGGGGGCUGUAAAGAGUGUGCCUAUCCCCUGUACAUGUUUGAGACCAUCUGCUCGGCAUCCUGUCCCCCUCAUUACUAUGAGUCGGGUAGCAACAGCACCAAGUCUGAUCGGAGGUGCCUACUGUGCCAUCAUACCUGCCAGACUUGCUUUGGUGAGGGGAAGAACAGCUGUCUGGACUGUCCACCCUAUUCCACUUUUGACCCUUUCCUGGGUACCUGUAGCUUCUCUUUCUACCCACGGAGCCAUUGGCGCAAGGCAACAGAUGGGACGAAGCAGGCAGCAGCGGUACUUGGCAUUCUCCUGGCAGGCCCACUGCUGAUCCUGUGCCUGGUGUGGGCCUCUACGUGGAUGGCGAGCACGCUCAUCAUACCCUACAUUGCAGCUAGGACCCAGGCGCACAAUGGCACGGACCCCAGUCAGGCUGACGGAGUGGAGAUGGCGACCGUCAACAUGUUCAGAGAUGAUCAGUAACAUUCGGGAUAACUCCAG
Anguilla anguilla (European eel) is the source of this 2124-nucleotide messenger RNA. RefSeq names its product proprotein convertase subtilisin/kexin type 4-like. Bases 55 to 2106 code for a protein of 683 amino acids. NCBI's taxonomy places the organism in Eukaryota, Metazoa, Chordata, Actinopteri, Anguilliformes, Anguillidae. The transcript is spliced from 15 exons. Gene Ontology annotation, biological process: peptide hormone processing. Gene Ontology annotation, molecular function: serine-type endopeptidase activity. The record is from RefSeq and is a predicted model, not a curated record. Gene Ontology annotation, cellular component: Golgi membrane; trans-Golgi network.